ACACACCCACUCAGUUGUUCCACAUCCUGUUGGAAAAAGUUGCUCGCGCUUCCUUCUCUGCUGAAUCUUCUCUUCUUCACUUUGUCUCACCGUGUCUCCUCUUCCUCUCACCGUGUCUCCUCUUCCUCUCACCAUGUCUCCUCUUCCUCUCCUCUCCACGCUCGUGCUGCUGCCGCUGUUUUGCGCGGUCGUUGCGGCGCAGUCAGACGCCGAGAGCCGCACCGGGCUCAUCCAGGAGCUGCGGGCGGCGCUGGCGGAGCUGGCCGCGGAGGGGAGGACCUACCUGGGCAGACUGGCCGGGGAGCAGACGGUGCUGUCGGUGCAGAAGGCGUUCUCUCAGGUUCUCGGUGUCGUCGCAGAAAACGUGGCCAAAGGUCUGAACCUGCUUCUGCAGCACAUCGCACAUUUACUGAGAACUGCAGGAAUCCAAGACGUCGUCCCCGUCAAAGUGACUCCAGAGGGCCUCGCCUUCGUGGCUCAGUGGGUCCUCGUGGCCCUCGUCGGGUACUGGCUUUUCUCGCUGGCUUACCGCCUGGUGGCGUCCACCCUGAGACGGGCCCUGUGGCUGCUGAAGGUGGGCGUGGCCCUGACCGCCUUCGCGUUCAUCCUGAGGGACCACAGCGCGGGGACGGAGACCAUGGCGGUCCGACUGGCCAUCCUGGUCUUCGUCUGCGUGCUGCUGGGUGUCGGGUCGUCGCGGGGAGGAGCCGACGCCGCGGAUAAGACCGCCCACCUGGAGGAGCAGGUGAAGGUUCUGGAGCGGCGGCUGAGGGACAUGGAGAGGUGGACGAAAGCGGAGUGACGUCACGGUAGGACGUGAAGGAACUGUGAUGGGAUCAACAUACCAUAAUAUCCAGGGUUCCCAGGGGUUCAAGGCCCUUGAAUUUGGCCCUAAAUAUAAGUGGGUCGUUCUCAGAAUAACUCUUAUCGUGAUUUAUCGCGAACGGAGAAAAAUGUUCUAUAUUUCAUGUGAAAAAAAAACAACAUUUAACAUUAAUGCGCCACAAGGGGGAGCUGCAGCAUUACGAUCUUAUUAAAGUAAGAGAGAGAGUCACAGACUGUUGAAAAGACCAAAAAGAAACAGUUUGAGAAAUCUCCAUGUUUCUCAAGCUGUGGUUCGUGGACCAAAACCAGGAAAAGUGAAUAUGGCACUUGAUGAAAAAUAAACGACCAAAAAAAAUCCCGUUUAUUAAAUGAAAUAAUGACAAUGAGUCACCUUCUCAAAGCUCCUCUGAACACUGAUGUUUUGAUUGUCAAUAAGUGUUUUUGUUUUUUUAAGAAUUAAAACAAGUUUCUCAGA
Messenger RNA from Solea senegalensis (Senegalese sole), 1300 nucleotides. RefSeq lists its product as uncharacterized. Gene Ontology annotation, biological process: cellular response to gamma radiation; intrinsic apoptotic signaling pathway in response to DNA damage by p53 class mediator. The coding region runs from base 134 to 802 and encodes 222 amino acids. Lineage: Eukaryota; Metazoa; Chordata; Actinopteri; Pleuronectiformes; Soleidae. The record is from RefSeq and is a predicted model, not a curated record. The transcript is spliced from 3 exons.